Aspergillus versicolor CBS 583.65 is the source of this 1730-nucleotide messenger RNA. RefSeq lists its product as uncharacterized. Lineage: Eukaryota; Fungi; Ascomycota; Eurotiomycetes; Eurotiales; Aspergillaceae. The transcript has a single exon. Bases 171 to 1286 code for a protein of 371 amino acids. The record is from RefSeq and is a predicted model, not a curated record.
CUGCUGGGGAGAUGUGUUGGUGUGUUGUUCCCCUCUCUGUGGUUCAGUCCGUCUGUUGCCCCUGAAUGCUGGGGUUUAUUUAUCCAUUUUGGCCCCUGCGGCCGCUGCAUUGCUCUGUGCAACUUGCUCUCUCCCAAGUCGUCUCAUCAUAGAACAUCCAUACAGACACCAUGGUCGCCAUCCGCCUGCCUCGUCCAACGGGCGUCUAUGUCCCCAACUCGCCCAGGAGCGUCACCUCCGACAUGAUCUCGUCUCCUCUGGCCGCCGACUUCAACUUCGACGCCGAAACCCUGACUCCAUCCAUCAUCCCCGCUCUCGAGUACAUCUCCUCCAAGCUCCAGCAGAAAACGAGGCACGUCACUCUCCUCGUCGGUCGUGGAAAGCCCUAUCCUACAGGCCGACCGUCAGACCUCAUCGUCAUCCCCUCUGCCACUCUCGAGCCCUCCGUGCACCGCUCCCUGGCGCGCAUCUUCGCCAAAGCAGCACUGAAAUUCUCACUCGGCCGGAGCUGGUCCGACGCCCUUGCUCGCUCGCAGCACGAGCGCUCAGCGAACAAGUACCUCAUUGAGCGCUCGAUCUUGCAGAACGAGGUCGUGUUCAGUCGGGAGGGGCUGACGCUGCUCAACGUUGACCGGAUCUAUACGUUUAAGCGUCGCCUUUGCAUUCUUUCUACUUCAGAUUCAACAGCACAAAACCCACGACGUGACUCUUACAUUGGAUCAUGCGUGCGCCUCCUCCACCGCACAAUCCAGGACUUUAACGGCCGCCCGUUCAGCAAGGCUUUCUUCCACCGCGUCUAUGAACAGCUGGAUGUCGACGACUCUCUUCUCUCACAUGUCGCAGGCGUCUACAAGAAGCAGUAUAAACAGGAGGGCAUUGUCAUCCCUCCCACUUCAGCUACAACUAAAGCCCCAACCCCAACUACAGCUACAACCCCCGCAUCAGCACCAGCUGCUGCACCCCCCAAAGCUAGCCCGAUCAAGCCCAUAAACCCCCUCAAACCGACCAGCACAGUAACAGUCACCGCCAUAGCCGAAAAGAAGGAAUUCAAGAAAGUCCUAAAGUCACCCGUGCGCGCGAUCCGGAUCCGCAAGCAAUCAUCGGGCCCUCCACUCUCAGGAGCCAACAGCGCUACAAGGCGCGGGCCCAAGACGCCUCUCUCGGCAUCGGAUGUCACACCCAUCACGCGCAACGAGUGGAAUCUGCUCUUUGGGCCGGACUUUAGAAAGAAUAGACCUGUCGUCACCAAGUGGACGCCUUCGCCCACUGUUCUUGCUGCGGCUUAAUAUUAACUACGCUUGUAUAAAACAGGUGUUUAUGGUUAUGUAUUUUGCUGCUGGAUUUGAGCGGAUUGGUUCGUACUCCUAUACUGCGUUAUAAUGGGUGCAGGAUCAACUUCCGAAGAGGGCUCAUGUCCGGCGAAAGAGCACUCAGCAUCUCCACUACUGAUGGGAGCCCACCGAACCAUGACAGACAGCUCUGCUGUCAACCAAACCGAGACUGGUCCUUAUGACUGUGGUCUUUAUGUGACCGGCCUUCCCCCGGUAUUAUACCAUUUCCAGUGCUUGGGGAUUCCACGACUUAAUGACGAAACGAGACGAACUUAACUUCAUGUAUAUAGUUGUUAAACAAUGUAACACUAUGUGAUACUCACCAAGUAAUGCAGUUUACCGGCUCUUCACCAUAGUAUUAAAACCUGAUGUACUCCAAAAUGCAAGUCUAUAUCAUGG